UCUUCAACGCAAACGAUCGUUGCCGUUCUGUUGCCAUGACAACAAUUAAAUAGUUCAUAUCUGCCUUCGCAUUUAGUAAGCUUUUACAAAGUAUUUUUUGGAGAAGCAUGAGUGAGGAACAUUCAUCAGAAAGACAGUCAGGAUUCUGUUCUGCGACUUGCAGUGAUAGAGCAAGUUUGCGGAAAGAGAUCGGGAAACAAGAAGUCAAGACUUCGGACGUAUUUGUUACCUGCAAUUUGCCAAAGAGAUUUGAACAUCCACAUUGGUUCAAUGGUUAUGGAUGUCAAUUGAGUAAGCAACAUCCAUUUUACAGAACUUCGGCAAGUGAAUACGGCUGGUUUCCGCCAGGUUACCAUUCAGUCCCUUCGGUAUUUUUCCCCGCUGGUCAAACGUUCACAAAUCGUUUAUCCGCAGCUGGCAUGUACAGAAAUUACAGCCUAAAUACUGGCAUGGACCCCGCUGGAUAUCGUUAAUUUUAGAUUUACU
This is a messenger RNA of Pieris napi, 486 nucleotides long. Its product is annotated as UPF0691 protein C9orf116. Gene Ontology annotation, cellular component: axonemal microtubule. The coding region runs from base 108 to 473 and encodes 121 amino acids. Lineage: Eukaryota; Metazoa; Arthropoda; Insecta; Lepidoptera; Pieridae. Gene Ontology annotation, biological process: axoneme assembly. The record is from RefSeq and is a predicted model, not a curated record. The transcript has 3 exons.